This is a messenger RNA of Maniola jurtina (meadow brown), 1649 nucleotides long. RefSeq names its product cytochrome P450 6k1-like. Bases 131 to 1624 code for a protein of 497 amino acids. The transcript is spliced from 9 exons. Lineage: Eukaryota; Metazoa; Arthropoda; Insecta; Lepidoptera; Nymphalidae. Gene Ontology annotation, molecular function: iron ion binding; oxidoreductase activity, acting on paired donors, with incorporation or reduction of molecular oxygen; monooxygenase activity. The record is from RefSeq and is a predicted model, not a curated record.
AUGAUAAGAGAUAAGGAACAUUAACGUUUCGACAUUAUUCAGUGUUUGACAGAGAGUUUAAUAAUAAACAUUGCAUUUUGAUUUUGUGAUAUUUUAUGUGAAAACUUGGAUAUUUUGUUAGGAUAACAGUAUGUUUUAUUAUUUUUUGGCAGGAUUUGUCACGUGUGCUUUGGCCUGGGUGUACCUGCGCUGGUUGAAAGUCAAAAACUUUUGGGCGGAGCGUGGGGUGCCGCACUCACCACCGAACCCAAUAUUGGGCAGUUUGACUUUCCUGCAGAAACUUAAUGUGGGAUUAUGGAUGCGUCAGAUGAACGAAGACUUCAGGACCCCCUACAUAGGUAUCUGGUUGUUCUGGAGACCAGCCCUCAUCAUCAACUCGCCUGAGAUCGCUCGUCGAGUGCUGGUGAAGGAUUUCGGCAGUUUCAGGGACAGAUUCGUGGCCUCUGGUGACAGUGAUCCUAUUGGGAAACGGAAUUUGUUCAUGUCUAAAGAGCCCGAAUGGUCAAGUUUACGCAAACGUUUGACCGGUGCGUUCACAGCAGCCAAACUCAGAAACUCACAAGACUUUAUUCGUUCUAAGUCUAAGGAAUUCGUUCAGAGAAUCAAGAGGGAACAAAAAAAUCGGAUAUGUCUAAAGUCGUUAAUGGUCGACUAUACAACGGAUGUCAUUGGCACAUCAGCUUAUGGUGUAGCCUGCAACGGCACACUGACAGGCAAAGAUCACAUCAGGUCGGCUGCUAAUGCGUUCAUGGAGUACAGUCCGCUCAGAGGACUGGGAGCUAGCUGUUUUUUCUUUUUCCCUGAACUGGUUGAUGUCUUUCGAUUUAAGUUCUUUCCAAAACCAGCCACAGAUAACCUCAGAAAGAUCUUUAAUGCUUCAGCGGCACAGCGUCGAGGCAAUGGUAGUGUCGGGGAGUCCAAGGAUCUGUUCGACGCUCUGUUGAACUUGAGGAAAGAGAACACAGCUAAUAAUGAGGGUUAUUCAGAUGAUACUAUAAUUGCGCAGGCAGCGAUUUUCUUAUUAGUUGGAGGCGAAACGACUGGGUCUUUGCUGACGUUUAUAUUAUACGAAUUAGCAUUCCAGCAAGAUAUACAGCAAAAACUGUACGAAGAACUUACUGAAGCUAAAAAACAUAAUGGUAGUGAAGAUUUCACAGCAGAGCAAUUGGCAGACAUGACUUAUCUGAACUGUGUUAUCAAAGAGGCUCUUCGAAAACAUGCUGUGAUGGGAUGGCUGGACAGGGUUGCGACAACAGACUACCAGAUUGACGACAAACUGACUAUCAAAGCUGGCACCCCUGUUUACGUCAACGCAAUGGGCAUGCACUACAACCCUGAUUACUUCCCUGAACCGAAGAAGUUUGAUCCUGAUAGAUUUCUACCAGAAAACGAAAAGGACAUAAAACCUUACACUUUUAUGCCUUUUGGGGAAGGUCCUAGAAAUUGUAUAGGUCAAAGGUUUGCGUUCAUGACAGUGCGUUACGCAGUAUUUGCCGUGUUUCUGAAUUACAAGGUUCUGCCCUUGCCUAACACGCCGAAACCAGAAGAUGUAAUUAUUGAGAAGACAGGAUUGUUCUAUAGUCCCGGAGAAACACUUUAUGUUGAAUUUGUACCUAGAACUUAGGAAUUACAAUUAUUGAUAACAAUUA